Molecule: messenger RNA, 4650 nt
Organism: Sycon ciliatum
Lineage: Eukaryota; Metazoa; Porifera; Calcarea; Leucosolenida; Sycettidae
Exons: 4
Coding region: 901-3462 (853 amino acids)
Biological process (GO): G protein-coupled receptor signaling pathway
Cellular component (GO): membrane
Molecular function (GO): G protein-coupled receptor activity
Source: RefSeq, a predicted model, not a curated record
GGCAUGGUCGUCGCAGUCACGAAGUGAUAGUUUCUGAUAGCGCAUGGCCCGCCAGAAGAUACGUGUACCUCGCUACUGUAGAACUACGCAGCAGUUGCUGUCACAAGUCUAGUACAGACUGUCAGUGUAACUGUUAGCUCCAUCACUGCAUCAGGAAGUAGUAAAAUUACCUCCAUGCUGCGUGGUAGCGCGAUGGAGGGUUGUGAGCAUUUGCAGUUACUAGUAUUACUAUCCGUGCUCCUAGCGGCGGCUGCUGGGAGCUUCUUGUCGCGGUACUGGGCUCCUUGCAUCGCGCCAAACCGGACACGCUCUUGACAGGCUGGACUGCAGUGAUUUCAGCCAAGGCGAGCAGUUCGGUAAGAAGCUAAUCUACAUGCAUGACUUUGUACACAUGACCCCAACUUGGGGCCAAGGAACUCGCUAGGCAAAUAUGAACGUCGUCUCGCCAGUACAGCAGGGUGCAGUACUGAUACUGGUGCAGCUAGUAUAGACGGGAAUUGGAAAUCCGAUACCGCCUGCUCUACCCUUUGGCCUUUAGGCAUGAUCACUCCCAGCAGCUACAGAUCCAGUGUAGAUGAUAGCAAGGCAAGUGUCACUGCAUUAUCACAGUCUGGAUCAGGUUUCAAAGGAGUGUGUUGAUUCAGUUUCCCAAGACAACAACUAAGGACAGCUAGAUUGCGUCAAAUUACUGAUGCACGCAGGGGCGCAUACGGUUUUGUGAAUUGUACCGAGGCAUAAGCAGCUUGCCCUUAGAGUGGUCACUAGCUUAGUGGCUAACACAUUGGUCUUCGUGGCCACUGGUCUAAUUGACACAGAGCCAACAACCGGUCCGGACCCACUGGCCACCGACCGCCACGUUGGCAAACCUCCCGUCCCGUGGCAGGAAAAGCUUAGGAAGUGAUGUGGUCUCGGAAGGGUGGCGUCAGCUUUGUCACGCUGAUGAUACUCGUUGUGAAUGCAAUUGGAAUGAGCCGUUGCCAAUCUUGCAGUCCUUCUGCUUUCCCAGACACAAGUAAUGUGAGGACAUUCCUUGAUGGAACAGCCAGUGGUAGCAAAGAUCACCUCCGCUAUGUGGCAAGCCUCUUCCAGCAGAUGAGUAGUGCACAAGCAAACUGCUCGGCCGAUGCCAGCAGGACACGAUCUACCUUCACCACCAUUCCUAACCGUGUGUUUGCUGAUGGUUUUCAAAGCAGAGUUUUUGAACAGCAGGAAGUGUUCUCCGUCAGCAACGCACAGCUCCUCAACAAUUUACUUUUGUCUGCUCCGCCAACUGCCAACAAUGCUAGCUCAGCUAAGCAAUCUUACUGCUUUGCUGAAAGUGGUGACCAAUGUACUGAUUGCAACAUCUGGCAAAAUGACCUGUACUUCAAUUCUCAUCUGAGAGCUACACUGGAAGCCAGGCCUGAUGCAACUGCAGUUGGUACCUGCUUCAAAACAGGGCCAACUACCAUGGACUGCCGAGAGGCAACAGCUGUUGCGUCCAAGAACAUAUCUAUCAGCCGCCAGUCAAGUGUGAACACUGGUUCAUGCAGUGAAUCAUGGAAGUGGCAAAAGCCAUUGGACAUCUUCAAUGCUCAACAAGCAAACGGUAGCUUUAGCAAGUCAAGCAUGACAAAUAUAGUCAGUGAUGUUUAUCAACGUAAUCAAACCGUGUAUUAUGUGACCCGAAACACCUCUGCGUGGAGCGAUGUUAUCUCUCAGUGCUAUGAGGACGGUAGGACUGAAUGGGUCCAUAUCCACACCGUUCCUGUCAUAGUGAAUUGCACAACACGUCUUGCAUCUGCUAAGCUUUGCACCACAGCUGAGGUGGGCAAGCUUGUGAUAGUGGGGUCCUCUUGGACAGCCUUCUCUCUACGCACAGCAUACAACUUGACACAGUGUCCAGCUAGCAGCAGUGGGCCUCAAAAUGAUGUGUUCGUUGGAUCAGCGGCAUGCGGCCAGGCUAACGUUGCUGGUGAUUUGACUGAGUUGUUGCAGUGUGUGAACCGUCCCAGUGGAUUCCAGCCAAACAGUUAUGCCUGUAGCUGUCCGGGUGCCAUGCAUCUGGUUGAUUCGCAAGAGUCGAAUACGGUUGUUUUGUCUGGACAACGGGUCUCCUACCUUGGCAGUUACAUAGCGUCGCGCGUCGGAUCUGGUGUGAAGCAGAUCAGUGUCAGCACAUGCCAGGCUUGUCAGCCCGGCUGCCGUAGCUGUAUUGAUGCACAAGUGUGUCUACGCAGCGAUGAUCCAGCGCUCCGUAUUCCUAUCGUCAGCGUCAGUGCCGUGUUCCUGGCUGCUGUUGUUGUCCUUGCGCUGUACAUCUACAAAGUCCGUCUAACAAACGUCAUCCAAUCCGCAUUGCCGCCGUACCUAUUUGGCAUUCUGGUCGGCGGUGUCUUUACCAACCUUGAAGCAUUCAUUACAUUCCACCCGCCCCAUGAUGUACUCUGCGCGCUGCAGCCCUGGCUUCGGCAUGUUGCGUUUGUCCUCACGUUUGGCUUUCUGUUCGGCAAGAUCUGGCGCGUUCACGUCUUGGCCAGGAUAGCGCCAGGCCGCAUCCGAGUUGGUGCUCUUGAUGCCAGCAUCCAGCGGUUUGUUCUGGCCAUUCUUGGGCUGACGGUGCUGUACCUGACUAUCUGGACAGCCACUGGACGGGCCACUGUGGAGAUCAUGUACGAUGGUCAAGAUAGGAGCUACGCCAGGUGCAGUGUGGACUACUGGCGCUACAUCAUUCACGGAGCGGAGUUCCUAUUCUUGCUGAUGGGUUGCGUCGUCGCUCACCUUACCCGCCGGCUCGUCUUGGAUUGGAGCGAGUUCAAGUUUCUUCUUGCCGCCUUUGCCAACGCCGCCGUCGCCAAGGGCCUGAUCGGUGUGUUCUACUUCACCCUGCUGCCGAACAAGUACGCCGACUAUCUGUACCUGCUGCAGUUCUUUGACAACCUGCUCACCGUCGACGCUCUGCUGAUCAUUGUGUUUGCUCCGAAGGUCUACAUGAUUCAACGGCAGAAAGGUGAUCGUGAGAUUGGGCCGACCAUUUCCAUGAAGCUCCCUCCAAAAGAAUCCAAGCCCGAUGCGGGUGAGAGUGAGCAGGUCCACACCGAAGUAGCACUACACGAGCACGUCGAUGUAAGGCCAGAAGCUGGAGCUGGAGCUGUGGAACGAAAUGAGUCUUCCCCGGGCAGAGGAGCGGGAUCGCCAGUGCCCGUAGCUGAUAUUGGAAUCCUGGAUGUCAUGUGUGGCUGUUUCUGCGGCGUGCUGAAAGCGGAAUGGUCUGUGGACGAUGGCGCGACUGCGGGGACCGAGACCGGGAGACCGUUAGACGUCCUGGCGACCCAGUUCACCGUUGCCAAUGCAAGUCCAGCGACAACCGAGGGAAAUACCACCUCAGCGGCCAGUGCCAGCCCCGCCAUGACAGACCAGCACGAUGGAGGAAAGAAGACUGGCGAGGACGAGGAGAAACAAAGCGGCGCCACCGCCACUUAAGACCUGCCAUACAUGGUGAACUACAUGGAUAACGUGGAGCUAGGCACCACCUAAUCACGAUUACCCGGAACGCAACUGGCUGUCACAAACCCAGGCACGCAGUGAUCAUCGGUCAGGGUAGCAAUGGGGUAUGCACACCGCGAUUGAUUUGUCGAAUCACUGCUCAACCGCAUUGCCGGAGCACCGGCAGCAGUGGACAGCAGUUGAAACUUGUCUGAGGCCCCAAGGAAUGGAAGGCUGUGCCAGUGAUGAAACUGAGACUGAAAUACAUAAGUUACGUUGCAAUCCUUACAAUUAUAUGUACAUGUACAUUGUGUAUGGGCCUUGGUCACUCGGUGAAUAUAUUCACCUCCGGAAAAUCCGUACUUUUCUAGUAUCUGUGUAAAUUGGCGCAGCGUUUCCAUUUCCAUUAUUGCUGUUGAAGCCGCUGACCAUCUGCUGACCACCUGCUCGCAAUUUGCCUCCGGAUACUUAUUAUUAUUAUUGUUUCCGAAAUAAUCUGUUGCAUGAGCAUGCAGUACAUGUACAGCAGAGAGUGCAUUGACAAACUUUGGAGGUCUACACGAAUAGUGCUCAUGUGAUCUUGUCACAGGUUUUCAAAUACGCUGCCAAUCAGCGUUGCCCGUGCGCACGCAUUUCUUCGGUUUAAAAAAAUAUAUAAAUAAGGCCAUGGUAAAAAAUAUCUUUGAUUCUCAAGUACGCGCGCAUCGAUUUUUGGUGGCGCACCGACGAUUUUUUUUAUUUCUAUGCAUGCAUAUGCGUGCAUGAAAACGGUCAAUGCGAAAGGCAUGAAUCCGGGAGUAGUAGUAAAAUACCGGUAUUUUUCUACUCCCUGGCCUGAAUAAUAAAAUAAUUAUAAAUUAAUUAUGAACCUGUGACGUACACAUGUGUGACCCUAUCUUUGGAAAUAAAAAAAUUGUGGGAAUUAAAAUAAAAAAUCGCUCGCUCGCACCGAUUUCCACAGGCUCAUGACCUGAGAAUCAACUUUAUUUUUUACCAUGGCCUAACUUAUAAUGAUGUUUGGCUUGGCACUGGCGACUAAACUGGAUCAUGUGACCGAACAGCAAUGUGCCUACUAGUACCUCACUCAAUACUGCUCAAGUGACAAUGCAAUGCUGGGUUUGGUACGCUUGCAUGAUUCGCUGCUUCUGUUUCCACUUGUAACGUUAUGUAGUGCUACUAUAACUA